AUGGACACCAGCCGCAUGCAGCCCAUCAAGCUGGUUCGGGUCAAAAAAGUUCUGGACCGGACCGAUUCUCAGGGCCAGUGCAUCCAGGUGCGUGUGGAGUUCAUGGACAACACGAGCCGCUCCAUCAUCUGCAACGUGAAAGGCCCCGUGUGGGAGGGAGACGUGCUCACCCUGCUCGAGUCGGAAUAA
Molecule: messenger RNA, 189 nt
Organism: Dromiciops gliroides (monito del monte)
Lineage: Eukaryota; Metazoa; Chordata; Mammalia; Microbiotheria; Microbiotheriidae
Product: 40S ribosomal protein S28-like
Exons: 1
Coding region: 1-189 (62 amino acids)
Biological process (GO): translation; ribosomal small subunit assembly; maturation of SSU-rRNA
Cellular component (GO): cytosolic small ribosomal subunit; ribosome
Molecular function (GO): structural constituent of ribosome
Source: RefSeq, a predicted model, not a curated record